Molecule: messenger RNA, 4141 nt
Organism: Nannospalax galili (Upper Galilee mountains blind mole rat)
Lineage: Eukaryota; Metazoa; Chordata; Mammalia; Rodentia; Spalacidae
Gene: Slc39a11
Product: solute carrier family 39 member 11
Exons: 10
Coding region: 1318-2607 (429 amino acids)
Biological process (GO): zinc ion transmembrane transport
Cellular component (GO): membrane
Molecular function (GO): zinc ion transmembrane transporter activity
Source: RefSeq, a predicted model, not a curated record
GGCAGAAGAAAGAAGGGCAGGCGGAAGCUCGUCCAUUUCUACAGGCUCUGAGAGACUCUAAGCGCUAAGAUUUGAAGCUCCUUAGGAGAGACUUCCCCGCUCAGCACAGCACUGAGUUCUGCUGCAAACCAACGCCUCAACAUCUCGGUGUCAAAGCCGCAAGGGGAGGGAGGCUUUACACAAGCUGCCAUCUUCCUACCUUUUCUGCUGGCUGGUCAGCACCAAAUCAUCCGGUUCAGUCUCCGGCCCUCAUCUCAGCCUACCCUCCCACCUCCAGAUUCCGUCUUCAGUUAGUACCCUGUAGACAGGUUGGAGGGAGCUAGCUUUGGCUCUCCUGUGCUCCUCCCCAAUGUUCAUGUGAGGAUACAGCAGGUAGGCCCCCACUAGACAUCAAAUGCUAACACCCUGAUCUUGGACUUCCCAGGCCCCAGCACUGUGGCAAAAUGAAUUUCUGUUCUUUGUGAAUUACCCAGUAUCAGGUAUUUUGUUAUAGCAGCACAGCUGGACUGAGACACUCAUGUUCGAAGUGGCAGCUGUCUACUGAGCAAGACCCAAACCUAAAGUGACUUCUUUCAGAACUCUUAUGUUAAAUGGACACAAUUACUUUGGUAGUUAAUCACCUUUAUCAUAAAAUAUUUUCUACUACUAUUCUAAAUUAUCUACAUUUUAGAAACUCAACUUCCCAUGGGUUCAUUUCCUUGACUAGAAUGUAAUCAGAAAAGGAAUGGGGGGGGGGUGCUUCUGUUUCUCUGUGACUCGGACAAGGCAUUCAAAUUUUGUGGGACUGACCGAGAAUACAUCAGAUGUAGUAACUACGAAAAUCAAUGAUUUCUAAAAUAAGGAACAGUUCAAGUUAGCCAACAAAGUCCCGUCACUCCGGAGGCGACUGUACUAAACACACAGCUUGGGGAGGGAUGGGGUUUAAGGAUUCCAGCCUGCUAUGUACAGUUCUUUGUAGCACUCUGGUCUUUGGGGAUUGCUGUGAAACCGGGUAGCCAGCUCCAAAUGAGCUUGUACUGCAAUUUCUUCUUUCCUGUCACAGUAAGUUCUCCCAGGUUAAAAGGAACUGCUUUACCAACUUCGCUCCCACGUCCUCUGUUCAUCCCUAGGCCCACACCUUAGGGAACACGGGAUGUGGCUGCAAUGUCAGGGAGUGCUUCACACCCCAUCGACCACAUCGAGUCUAAUCAUGAAAGUUUCGGGGGAGGAAGACGGGAUGACCUGAACUAGACGCGCCUUCAUUAAAGCUGCUUUCACCUGACAGCUGCUGCUGCCCUCCCACAGCCCGCAAAGGCCCGGGGCGGGGUGGGCUGGAGAAUGAAAGGCUGGAAGGGAAGGCGUGAACGGAGGGAGGACUCGGUUCCCGGGGAAGGCGCGUCAGGACCCUGCGCUGGCGAGCGAGAGCUGCACGAUCGGAGAUCCCUGGCGUCGCCGGUUACCGCGGGGAGGAGGGCGCUGGGAACCCGCGGGAGGCAAAGAGGCGAACGGAAGUCCGGGCAGGCUCCGAAGAGGCCGACCGACUCCAGGAGCCGAACCAGCACCCGGGGAGGAGAUCCGCGGCCCGCGGCAGCUAUAUCCAGCAUGCUCCAAGGCCACGGUUCCGUGUUCCAGGCCUUGCUGGGGACCUUCUUUACCUGGGCCAUGACAGCAGCCGGGGCAGCUCUUGUGUUCGUAUUCUCUAGUGGACAGAGGCGGAUCUUAGAUGGAAGCCUCGGCUUUGCUGCAGGGGUCAUGUUAGCUGCUUCCUACUGGUCUCUGCUGGCACCCGCGGUUGAGAUGGCCACGUCCUCAGGGGGCUUCGGUGCCUUGGCCUUCCUCCCAGUGGCUGUGGGCUUCACUCUUGGAGCAGCUUUUGUGUACGUGGCUGACCUCCUGAUGCCUCACCUGGGUGCAGCAGAAGACCCCCAGACGGCCCUGGCACUGAACUUGGACCCUGCAUUGGUGAAGAAGUCUGAUCCUGAGGGCCACACACUGCUCUUCCCUGAGAAUGAACUUUCCAUCCGGAUAGGUAGUGCUGGGCUUCUUUCAGAUAAGAGUGAGAAUGGCGAGGCUUACCAGAGGAAGAAGGUGGUGGCCGCCGGACUCCCAGAGGGCCCUGCUUUCUCAGGGCCUGUGAGAAGGAACUCGGGGCAGCCCAGCGGCAGCAGCUGGAGGAGAAUUGCGCUGCUCAUCCUGGCCAUCACCAUACACAACGUUCCAGAGGGUCUCGCUGUUGGAGUUGGAUUUGGGGCUGUAGAAAAGACGGCUUCUGCCACGUUUGAGAGUGCCAGGAAUCUGGCUAUUGGAAUUGGGAUCCAGAAUUUCCCAGAAGGCCUGGCUGUCAGCCUACCCUUGAGGGGAGCAGGCUUUUCUACCUGGCGAGCUUUCUGGUACGGACAGCUCAGUGGCAUGGUGGAACCUUUGGCUGGGAUCUUCGGUGCCUUUGCUGUGGUGCUGGCUGAACCCAUCCUGCCCUAUGCACUGGCCUUUGCUGCUGGUGCCAUGGUCUAUGUGGUCAUGGAUGACAUCAUUCCUGAAGCCCAGAUCAGCGGCAAUGGGAAGCUGGCAUCCUGGGCCUCCAUCCUGGGAUUUGUGGUGAUGAUGUCCCUAGAUGUGGGCCUCGGCUAGCACUGACUUUGGACCCUAGAAAGGAAAGCACCAGGCUUUGGCGGGACCACGAGCUCUCUCUUCACAUUAAAACCCUGUUCCUGACUCUCCUCUUCAACCCAUUAUCCCAGAUCAGCUCUGAUGACUUUGACUGUUUUUACUUUGCUUUGGAGGGAGAUGCUGGUCUUUUUUGCAAUUUCAGGAUAUCGUGGAAGUAUAGAUUUGUGUUUUGACCACUGAGUGGAAGGAACUUUUCUUCAGUGGAAUUGUCAAGGCCAACCCCUGUUUUCCCACCUCCAAUCUCCUUCACUAGACUCAACCGUAACUCCUCAAGGUGACCCCAAGAAGCGAGCUGCGAGGAGACAAGUCCUGAGCAUGUUGGCCUAGGGUCUUGGAACAGGUAUCCAGAGCCUCUUCUGCUCUGUCACCAUGGACCCUCUGGCCACCAAGAGCUCCAAGACAGAAGCAUCAUGAACCCAAAAAGCUGCUCUUCAAGGCUGAGCCAGCCCAAAGAGGGUCUGUCCCCUGACCCCCAGGGAGAAUGGGAGGGCCCACACACAGAGGGAAGGAAUUCAGAGAGUCUCAUUUUUUCCCUCUAAGGUGAAGAUUGGCAUUAUUGGAGUUAGAGAAAUUCAGAAAUUGGGGUACCUGAAUAUAUGGUGUGCUCUGUGUGAAAAAGAGUGUGGCUUUGAGCAGAGGCCUCUGCUCUAUGUGACUGUCAAGAACAGAGCAGUUUGUUAUGGUUCCGAGAUCCCCUAGCUGUUAAUCUUGAUGAGUGCAUAGCCUUUGUUUUUCUAGGAGACUUACAGAUAAGAGCAAAUUGUGACUACUCAACGCCCUCAUUUGUUAAUGAAGGGAGCCACUUAAGUUAGCCCUAGCUAAUGAACAACAUUUGGGGUCUGCCAAGGGUCCUUCUCUGAUUGCCAUUUGGAAACUCACAACAGGACCAAGAGCCCUUGAGCAGGCUUUGUUGGAAUCUGGCCAGAGGGCUUAGGUUGGGAAAGGAAGACAUAUUUUUACAUAUUUUCCUUUUUAAAGUACAUUUUAACCAAGUUAACAUUCUGAGAUGACCCUAACGGAUGACUGGACCUCGACUAGAUGCUAACCUACUCCAUCAUACACAUAGUUCCUCCAGUGGGGUGAUAGGAUAGGUCUGCUUCUGACACAGCUGACACCUGUGCCCUCCAUGGUCAGAGGAGUGUGUAGGACUUACAAGGGGCUCCGUCCAGGAGCGGGCACUCAGGCACUGGGCUGUUAGUGCCUGCUGUGUUUACAUGUUCCAUCACUUCCGAGGGUGAAUCUUGUACUCUGUGAAUGCUCUGAGAUCCCAGAGGCUGACCUCAGCUGGGUGUGCAUACGUUCUUCCUAAGCACUGGUGGUCAACACUGAAGACACAUUCAGAGAUUGGGCUGGUGGAGGUUAGCUGAUUUGGUGAUUGGUGUGUGUGUGCUUCAUUCUUGUCUUUGUAUGUAGUUCUGUUACUGCGAAUCGUCCUUUCCGCUGGAUAAGACCUCGUGACUGUGAUUAAUAUCAAUAAAGGGAAUCUUGUCGUGCA